CUUCGACAUUGGUGGUGGCUGCCACCAUGAGUGAGGAGAAAAAUACUUCGACUGCAGUUGUUGUGAUGCCUUCUUCCACCUCUUGGACUGACCACCCAAUGUUUGCUGCUAUGGCUCCUUGGAUCCAAUCUUUUGCUCGGGUGGAAACCGAAAGGGAUUCCCUGCGAUUGACUUCGUCGAAGCUUGCGAAAGCAAAACAAUCUGCUGAGGAGCGAUUGGGAAGCUUGGAAAAACAGGUAAAGGAUUUGCAAGACAAGCUCUCCUCCCAGCAGUCUGAAUCGAAGAAGGCACUUGACGACGCCCAAGAAGCUGUCAGUCGUCGCGACAGGGAUUUGGUUGCACGUCUAUCGGCCCUGGUUCAUGGUGCCAAAGGUCAUGAGAGCACCUCGACUUCUGCUGGGACAUCGGGUGAUGCAGUGUCACUCGAGAGUGUUAUUGCGGAGUUUGAGGUGCUGCUGUCCAAGACCCAAGGAGAUCUAGCUGCUGUGACGGGUACCCUUUGCAGUUUGCAUGCAGGGAUGUGUCCUACGGGUACAGUUCCUUCGACUGCUCAAGGUCUUGCUGCGGCGUUUGGAGAAGGAUCUUCAAUCGUGAUGGACUUUGCCCGCGAACUCACGGUACGCGGCUCGGAGUACACCCUCAAGCUCUUACUAAGCAAUGGUGCAGAGGCUAAUUUCGACGCUGCUUUGUCGGAUUACCCGAAAAAGCAAGAUGGAAAGCCACUGUCAUUUAGGGGUGUCACCGAGCCUGCUACCCGAAUGAGCGAACUUUGCAUCCGGACCAUGGAGCGUCGAGCUGAAGCUGUUGUAGCUCGGUCGCGUAAAAAUAGGGCAGAGUCUGUGUCGCAGUUUUAGAAACAUUUGUUAUGUAGUUAGGUUAUUUGAACCUGGCCUGUAUGCCUUUGCUACGUAUGCUUAGUACGCCUUUGAAUGCUUUUGCAGUUGAAUGAACUUUGC
Molecule: messenger RNA, 956 nt
Organism: Lolium perenne
Lineage: Eukaryota; Viridiplantae; Streptophyta; Magnoliopsida; Poales; Poaceae
Source: RefSeq, a predicted model, not a curated record